Molecule: messenger RNA, 3777 nt
Organism: Rotaria sordida
Lineage: Eukaryota; Metazoa; Rotifera; Eurotatoria; Philodinida; Philodinidae
Source: the annotation of a GenBank genome assembly
AUGGCUUCCUUAAUCAAAAAUCAAAUUAUCAAACGAUUAUCAAAGUUUGUCAAAAAUCUUUCAGCAAAUCAAAUUAAUUUAAGUACAAUAAAAGGUGAAGGUGAAUUAUCAUCAAUAAAUUUAGAUGAAAGAGCAUUAGAAGAUGUUACUGAAUUACCAACAUGGCUUAAAAUUCAAAAAGCAACAUGUGGACGAGUCUUUAUCAAAAUUCCUUGGACAAAUUUAAAAACUUUACCAAUUCAAUUAACAUUAGAUGAUGUUAUUAUUGAAAUCGAAACAUGUGAGAAACUUCGUGAUUUACAAAGUUCAUCGAAUGGAAAUGAUCCAUUCAUCGGUAAAUAUGGUUUUACUAAUCGAGUUAUCGAUGGAAUUUCAUUAACAAUUACAAAUCUAACAUUUACAAUAAAAUCACAAGGUUUUAAAGCAUCAGUGUUUUUACCGUGUUUAGAUAUUUAUAGUAUAACUCCCAAUGGACAAAAAGUUGACACAUUGACCUUAACUCGUCUUCGUAAUACUACUAAAAGUCAUAUUCUUCUUUUUAAAGAAAUAUCUUGGCCGAAUGCACGUAUUGAAGCAUCAUCAAAUGAUAAUAAUUUUCCAGGAACAUCGAUACGCUUUAUUGUUAAUUCAUGUCGAAUGAGAAUUGCAAUUAAAAAGAAUCUUCAAGAUAGUACAAUGAUAACAUCUCGUGUUAUGACACAUUUUAAUGAUCUAUUAUCAGUUCUUAAUGAUGCUCAAUUAAAAUCAGCAUUAAAUACUUAUAAAGAAAUAACAGAAUUAAUGAAUCGAGCAUCAGAACAAAGAAAACACUAUGCUGAAGAUAAAUUUAAUAAAUUAGAACGACAACGACAGUCAUCAACAUAUGAACCUAAAUCACCAACAAUAGGAACUAAUGAACCAAUAAAUUCAUCAAUGACUGGUCAACAAUCGAAUGAUCCAUUUACUCGAUAUGAUAUUAUUGAAACAUCAUUACAUUUCAAUGUUAAACGAUUAGAUUUACAUAUGAUUGCUGAUUCAGAUGUUCUUGUUGAUCGUCUAGUUGAAAAUGGUUCCGUUCAAAUGACAAUAGCAAAUUUAUCAAUUGAUCAUUAUCCAUAUCAUGAAUCAGGAUCAUCAAAAAAACAUUGGAUAAAAUAUAGUGAAAGUCAAUCAAUAAAUCGUACUGAAUGGGUAACUAAAUUACAUGAAGAAUGGUAUGAACAAUUCAAUACUGCUAAAGCUUGUGUACCAAAUGAUGAAACAUCUAUGAAAUUCGAAAAAGCUCUUCGUACAAAUCAAAUUCAUUUAUUUGAAUCAUGUAGUGUUAUAAAUAUUGAUGAUCUUGUUUUUUAUCCUGUUUCAUUAAAUAAUGAUAAACGACAAAAACGUCGUCGACCAUUAAUUUCAUCUGAUAAAACAUAUUAUCAUUUACCAGAUAAUUUAGGUGUUAUUAAUAUACAACAUACGGAAUAUUAUUAUCCAUUAUCUUAUUCAUUUCCUGUACCCAAUAGUGAUUUAUAUAUGCAAAUAAUGCCUCUUAUCAUUCGUAUUGAUUUUUCUACAUUAACUUGGUUUGAUGCUUUUAUAUCGACAUUAUCAAUAACGAUAGAUAAUUCAGGUAUAUUAAAAACUGAUAGACCGGCUAGUAAUCUUGAACAUGUAGCAAUUAAAUUUGAAAUUAUGUUACCAAGAAUUGUUAUAAGUUCGGAUAUAUUUUCUAUUAAUCGUAAAUUACAAGAAAUAAAACAAGAUAAAAAUUCAAAAUUUGAUAUAUCAUUACAACAGAAUGAAAUAUUAAAUCAACAACAAUUUGAUAUAUUUGAAAUAAAUAUUUCAAAAAUUUUACUUACAAAUACUCGAACAGAAUUAACAAAUAAUCGAUAUAAACUUGAACAACAUUUAGAAUUACUUAAAGAAACAAAUUUUUUUCAACAAACUCAAUGGCCUUUUUCAAAUGAUACAGCAACAACAACACGAUUUAGUCCAUUAUUUGAAAAACAUCCAUAUGAUGCAUAUUUAUAUAAUAAUCCAUUAAGUAAAAACACUAAUACUUUACCAGAAGCACCAUCAGCUAGUACAGUACUUCAGACAUAUUAUACAAUGUCGACUGAUUCAAUGAAAAAAUCUGCAAAAUAUGAUAUUUGGAAUUUAAAUGUUGAAAAUAUUUAUCUGGAUUUUACACCAUCGGAUUCAAUUCGAUUAACAAAACAAAAUAUGAUGGAUACUUUAUCAAUGACAGGUUGGAUUGUACUUGAUCAAAUAGAAACAAAUUCAUGGUUAAAUAUUCUUGGUAUUGUCGAAACUCCAUCUCUAUUAAAACUUUCUCAAAAACAAUAUACAUUUAUUUCGCAUCUAGUCGAUGAAAUAGGUCUUUUUUUGGAUGCACUUGAACGAAAUAAAAAUCAAACACAUUUAAUUAAAGAAAAACUUUUAUUAAAUACUUCUUCGGAUGAUAUUAAAAUAACAAUCUGUUUAACGAUUCCAACAACAUUUACACUUGCUAUCAUGGAUAAUUUUGAAGAUACAAUUAUUAAUCAUCUUACACCUACUCCAUCAAGUUUAUCUGAAGAUGAUAUUGAACCUACUAUGCGUGAUACAUCCGAAGCAAAUGUUGUUAUUGAUUUAGUAACAACACCAGCACCCAUUAUUGCUAGUACAACGAAAAUAGAAAAACCAAUACCAAAUAAAAAUCUUGAUUCGCCACGAUCAAAGAAAUCUAAAGGUGAAAUAAAUAUUCAACGUGGAUUAGAGAUUGCUUCAAAAGGUUCACGAGGUUCAUCCAUAUCAUCAUUGAUGAAUAUGAGUGAUAAUAGUGAUGAAACUUCAUCUCAAUGGGAUCUUAAUGAAGAAUUAGAUGCUGAUAUUGAUGCAAUUGUAUUCAGUAAUGAUUUUGAAGAACAACAACAAAAAGUAACACGUAUUGAAUUAGAUGAUGAUAGUAGUAUUAGUUUAACAGGAAAAAAAUAUAUUGGAAUGCCACCAGCAUUAGAAUCGGUUAAUGGUGUAUUUAUUAAAGUAAAUCAAAUAAAUGCUUGUAUAACAGAAGGUAAUGAUAAGCAAAUGUAUAUUGCAUGUAAUGUAAAAUAUUUACGUAUUGAUGAAUUUUCUUCAUUAAAAUUGGAUACAAUUAAACCAAAAUUAUUUGAAAAUGAAAAUCCAGAUGAAUAUAAUAAUGAAAAUGUUCCAUCAAUAAAUGUUCGUAUUGAUUUUCCUAAAAGUGAAUUAUUACCACCACCAAUUAUUACUUUACGUAUUCAAGAUCGUUCAUUAAAAAUUACUAGUCAUGCUAUUGAUGUAAUUUCAAAAAAUCUUGAAGAAAUAUUUACAAAUGAAGAAAAAAUCCUUAGAGAAAAUCAACCACUUAAACUUCCUUCACUUGAUAUUCAUUUAAACAACGUACAAUUAACAGUUGAACCCCUUCAUGAACUUUCAACAGCACAAACUGUUGUUGACAUAAAACCACCAAUCGAAGUAAUUAUCGAAUGUAUGCAUAUUCUUCGACAAAUGGAUGGCAAAGUGAUUGUUCGAAAGACGAAUGAUAAUGAUGAUAAAAAGCAAAUAACUCCAUCAUUGCCACAAUCAAAUUCUAAUGAUGAUAUAAAUGAAAAAUUACAACAAUUAGAAAUAUUUCGUCUUGAAAAUGAACGACUUCAUUCUGAAUUAAAUACUCAUAAAACAGAAAUACGUGUUUUACGUAGUGAACGUGAUAGUUUAAUGAGUACAAUUUCUAAACUUGAUAUUGAAUUAACUGAAGCUGAAUAUCAACGUUUUGCUCAACAACAAUCAAGGAAAAAAUGA